This is a messenger RNA of Mixia osmundae IAM 14324, 372 nucleotides long. RefSeq lists its product as uncharacterized. Bases 1 to 372 code for a protein of 123 amino acids. The transcript is spliced from 2 exons. Lineage: Eukaryota; Fungi; Basidiomycota; Mixiomycetes; Mixiales; Mixiaceae. The record is from RefSeq and is a predicted model, not a curated record.
AUGGACAACAAGGUGUUCCACUACUCGGUCGUGGCAGAUCUGCCACGCAUGAUGUGGAAAAACCGCGCACAAGGUUCCCCAAAGCCCAAAGUGAUUUGCUACAGCGUGAAGGAUCAGCCAUAUCCAGCUAGCUGCAGAGGCUACUUGUCGACAGAGCCUACACUGGACCCGAACGAAUGGGCGCAAUACGACGCUUUUCGCGCAUUGCCAAUCAGAGAGGUCAACAUUCAAACCGAUGAUGAUGCUCAGAAUAUCAAGCGCGACAUCAUCUACGUAUGCUGCGCGCCGAUCUGGGAAGACACAUACUUCCUAAACUACAAACACCGUCAGUACGGCUCAGUCGAUAUCAUUGCUACAGCUCAAUCGCUUUGA